AUGCUACCAGUUUGACCUGCUAACUAUUAGACGAUGGGAAGAAAAAAGUGCAUUAGUUCAACGCGUGAAAUGUCUUAUACAUGACCAAGAGACCGAAGAGAAGGAAGAUGGGCUGCUUCGCUUGUUGCAUGUCUGAUCCAAAUGUUGGCAGUAAGUCAUUGAAGAAGAGCAUUAAGGAGUAUGGUGACGCCAAAAGAUUAGCCUCAUUCGUUAACAUCUCCUUCAAAUCCGAUGGCAGCAAGAGAAGAUACAUAGCAGAAGAGAUAGCAAAAAUGGGCAAAGGUAGUAUUCCUGCCCAUGUCUUCACAAUAGGUGAGCUCUCAGCUGCAACCAACAACUUCAACCAUGAGGCUUUGAUCGGAGAAGGCGGCUUUGGGAGGGUGUACAAAGGCCAUGUAGAGAAGACAAAUAAUAGUGUUGCUGUUAAGAGACUAGACAGGAAUGGGUUCCAAGGCAACAGAGAGUUCCUUGUAGAGGUUUUCAUGUUGAGUCUUCUUCACCAUACUAAUCUCGUGAACAUGGUCGGAUAUUGCUGUGAUGGUGAUCAAAGGAUUUUGGUUUAUGAGUACAUGGCCAAUGGUUCCUUGGAGGAUCACCUUCUCGAUUUGGCUCCAAACAAGAAGCCUCUGGACUGGAAGACCAGGAUGAAAAUCGCUGAAGGAGCAGCGAGAGGGCUCGAAUACUUGCAUGACACAGCCAAUCCCCCGGUCAUUUACCGAGACUUCAAAGCAUCCAACAUACUAUUGGAUGAGGAUUUCAAUCCAAAGCUCUCCGAUUUUGGCCUUGCCAAGCUCGGCCCGACCGGAGACAAGACUCAUGUGUCCACAAGAGUGAUGGGGACUUACGGCUACUGCGCGCCUGAGUAUGCACUUACAGGCCAGUUGACGACAAUGUCCGAUGUAUACAGCUUCGGCGUCGUGCUCUUGGAGAUCAUCACAGGAAGAAGAGUGAUCGAUAAUUCUAGACCGACUGAGGAGCAAAAUCUUGUCACUUGGGCACAACCAUUGCUUAAAGACAGAAGGAAGUUUACUCUCAUGGCCGACCCCCUCCUAGAAGGAAACUACCCCAUAAAGGGUCUCUACCAAGCACUUGCAGUGGCAGCCAUGUGUCUGCAAGAAGAAGCCACCAUCAGGCCCUUGAUGAGCGAUGUGGUAAUGGCCCUCGAGUACCUGUCUGACAAGAGGGCUGCAGGUGUUGAUGGAGAUGAAGAAGACGAGGAUACCAACAAGAAUGAAGAUGAGGGAGAAGAAGAAGAAGAAGAAGAAGAAGAAGAAGAGAUUAAGGACACAACUUCAUCUGAUAGAAACAGAAGUGGAGGUAUUGAGACUGAUCAUGAUGAGGACAAUGGUGAAUCCAAUGGAAAGACAACGAAAAAGGAGGAAGAUAUUCAGUGACGAAUAUUACAGAUUUUGUUCAAGGUUUCUUGAGAAUUUUGUUGUCUAUUGGGGGUAAUGAGCUCAGAUUGUAAGAGGGUGUAUUCUUACAUGGAUGAAGAUUAUGACAGUUGGAAGUUUUCUUUAUGGUUUAGAGGGAUGUAUAGUGAAUUUUUUGUGUGAUAAUCAGUUGUGAAGAUGAGGUAUCGAAUGGUUGUCACCCAUAAUUUGAUGCUUAUAAACUCUAUGACUUGAGAAGGGUUUCUAGA
Vitis vinifera (wine grape) is the source of this 1642-nucleotide messenger RNA. RefSeq names its product probable serine/threonine-protein kinase PBL23. Gene Ontology annotation, biological process: protein phosphorylation. Gene Ontology annotation, molecular function: ATP binding; protein kinase activity. Lineage: Eukaryota; Viridiplantae; Streptophyta; Magnoliopsida; Vitales; Vitaceae. Bases 81 to 1394 code for a protein of 437 amino acids. The record is from RefSeq and is a predicted model, not a curated record. The transcript has 6 exons.